This is a messenger RNA of Sander lucioperca (pikeperch), 2515 nucleotides long. It is a transcript of the gene s1pr5b, whose product is annotated as sphingosine-1-phosphate receptor 5b. Gene Ontology annotation, cellular component: membrane. Gene Ontology annotation, biological process: G protein-coupled receptor signaling pathway. The transcript is spliced from 2 exons. Gene Ontology annotation, molecular function: sphingosine-1-phosphate receptor activity. Bases 377 to 1606 code for a protein of 409 amino acids. The record is from RefSeq and is a predicted model, not a curated record. NCBI's taxonomy places the organism in Eukaryota, Metazoa, Chordata, Actinopteri, Perciformes, Percidae.
GUCUUACUUCACUCCCGCUGCCUUGUCAGUUUGACUGUGAAUCACUUGGUGCUCGUGUUUGGAUUCUCCUCACUGAAAAGCAGAUGAAGUGCAGGAUAAGAGCAACAUUACAUCAAUUUCAAGCGUCUGGACCCUCUAACCAGGACAAACAGAGCUCAAGAGCACCGUCUCCUGGCAGGAAUCAUCUAGGGAUUCUGGAGGAUUACACUGUAUCAAGUUCAUGUAAUCCCUCCCUUUAUUUAAGGACACAGACAUUUUUUGUGUAUCUUUUUUGUACUUGGGCAAAUUAUUCACAGCUCCAACUGCGAAAAGCAUGUCAACAAAAAUGACUUUAUAGCCACUGACUGCAUGCAGAAUAGAAGAAAAGCAACAAAGCAUGGAGGCUUCAAGAUCUGCUCAUGCAGGGACACCCCCCGCUACACCCAUAUUCCCCACCUCCCCUACUCCCUCCUCUCCAGGCUACUUGCAGUUCUUCUGGGAGUACCAGGACAAUUCUGUCCUUGUGGAGCAUUACAACUACACCGGCAAGCUGCAGAAAGACCGCUACCGCGAAGGACUCAAACCUGAGGGCAUUGCGUUCCUGGUGGUGUGUCUCCUCAUUGUCCUGGAGAACGCUGUGGUUCUUAUCGCCAUUUGGAGGAACAAGAAGUUCCACCUGCCCAUGUAUUACCUGCUGGGAAACCUGACCCUAUCUGAUCUUCUGGCUGGGAUUACAUAUAUGGCCAACAUCAUCAUGUCUGGAGCUAAUACUUUAAAACUGACGCCGUUGCUAUGGUUCCUCAGGGAGGGAGGGGUCUUCAUCACUCUGGCUGCCUCUAUUAUUAGUCUGCUUGCCAUUGCAAUUGAACGCCAUGUUACUAUGGUGACUAUGAGGCCAUACCAUGGGGCAAAGCGGGGACGGAUGUUGGCAUUGAUUGGUGCAAGUUGGGCCCUGGCAGGAUUUUUGGGGGUCCUCCCAAUUUUGGGGUGGAAUUGCAUCCACAGACUGGACCAGUGCUCAAUAGUUCUCCCGCUUUAUGCCAAGAGCUACAUCCUCUGCUGCGUGUCUGUGUUCAGUGCUGUGCUCCUGGCCAUUGUGGUCCUUUACGCCAGAGUUUUUCGCAUUGUCCGCACCAACACGCAGCGACAGCGGCUGGGCCUGUCAGGUAGCAUGAGGAAGGGCUUAGCGAGGAAGUCGCAGAAGUACAUCGCCCUCCUCAAGACAGUCACCAUUGUGCUAGGUGUCUUCAUCGUCUGUUGGCUGCCCCUCUUUGUCCUCCUCCUCCUGGAUUUUUUCUGCCCCACCCGCAGUUGUCGCCUGCUCUACAAGGCUGAUUACUUCCUGGGAGUAGCUAUGGUCAACUCGCUCCUCAACCCCAUCAUCUAUACUCUGACCAGUAAGGACAUGAGGAGAGCUAUUCUGAGGCUGCUCUGUCGGCCGUGUCUGAUGACCAGAGAUGGCCAGGUGAAGAAGAUUGGGAUGCCAUUCCUGGAGUGCAGUUUCAGUAAAACUGAGGUGGCGUCCCAGAAGUUAGAGGGAGGACCGGAGACGACUAUUUCCUCUGGGAACAUUAUCACCACCCCAUCGCCUAUUAAGGCUUUUUACCCCAAACUCUUCAAGUCAUAAGGACUUAGACUGACUAAUUGAGUCCAUAAGUGUGUGAAUGGGCUUCCCAUUAAACAGAGGACAUCUUCUCCAGAGAGGAAAAAGUUCUGGUUUUCUCCAAUUUGGAGUAUAGCCAGGAACAAAGGGCGUAUGAAAUAUUUAAGGCACAAGAGAAUCACGUUUAGACAAAUCACCAUGACAAUUUAGAAGUAGUGCUGAACUUCAUUGUGAGAUGAAAAAAACUAAAUGCUAUAAGGAUGCCACUCAAAUGUGAACAAGCAAACAUACAGUACUUUUUAUGAGUAGAUGCAAGACAUGAGUCUCCUUAACUAAUUUGCACUGAAAUAUCACAAUGAAUGGAAAAACAGUCUCAGAUUAAAUGUUCCUGUGGUUCUGUAGUUUGUGUCUAAGCUUGGAAGGAGACUUCUGAAAACCCAAAAACUCAUGACUGAUAAAAUGUAAAUGUUACAUUUUCUGGGUUAAUGGUGUGGUUGGCUUUGCCUUUUUUGCAGUUUCUUAUUGAAGGGCUUUGAAUACAGCACUAACAGGUCUAAUAUGUGCGGAGGGUAAUCUGUGCAUCUGCAGACACCUGGGUUUCGCUGGUUCGAAGGCCCAAGUUGUGCUAGAUUUGUUAAGAUAAAAUCACGCGGAGCACCCCUACACAUAUCUGUGUACAUGAUGCAGGGAGAGUUAGGUGGAAACUGAAAGAAAACACGAAAGAGAGAGUAAAGAACGACUGUGUCAUAGUUGUGGGAGGUAGGCGCAGCAUUAAAAUCCCCCCACUGUUUUGAAAUGACAGAUGGUUAACCUAUCUGAUAACAAGUGGAAAGUUGUUGGGGUUUGGUGUCCGAUUUUUUUAAAUGUCAGUCUGGCAUCUGCAUGAAAACUGCAACAGCAACAUAAACAACAAAAUGUCAUCAUAUAAUGUGA